AUGGAGCAGGUUUUUCGGGAUGCGGAGUAUGAAAGUCUAUGUGCAGGUUGGGGUCGAGGAUAUCUUGAUGAGGUACCCAACAUCUUUCCUCUGGUCCAUAGUCCUCCCAGUCAACCAGAUACUCCAGUCGCCCACCACGUAUUUCUCGCACAGUGUAGAUGGGUUCAGCGUCAAUGGGUGGCAACGGGGAAGGAACAGAAACAGGAGUGUGAUGGGGUUUUAGCAGGGAAACAUGAAAGGGCUGAGCUGUCUGCAGGGUUGUCUCAAGUGGAUGUCUCAGGUGAAGAGCCACACCAGCUGGCCAAGUUGGAGGAGGUGAUUGUGGAUUCUUGGCAGGUGGCAGUUUCAAAAGAAAACACAGAUGAUCUGAGGAUUGUACUGCUGGGAAAAACUGGAGUUGGGAAAAGUGCAACUGGAAACACAAUCUUAGGAAGAAAAGCAUUUACAGCACAAACAUCUCAAGAACUCAAAUCUAUUACUAAAGAGAGUCAGAGAGAAUCAUGUGAAAUCAACGGUCGACGUGUCACUGUGAUCGACACUCCAGGACUGUUUGAUACUGAACUCAGUAAUGAGGAGAUCCAGAGAGAAAUCACUCACUGUGUCUCCAUGUUCCUGCCUGGACCACAUGUGUUUCUCUUACUGGUUCCACUGGAACGAUUCACUAAAGAAGAAGAAACAUCAGUGAAGAUCAUCCAAGAGACCUUCGGUGAAAACUCAUUAAUGUUCACCAUGGUGCUCUUCACCCGAGGAGACUUUCUGAAGAAGAAGACCAUCGACCAGUGUUUGGGAAAACCUGGAUCUCCUCUGAUGAAGCUGAUCGAAGCGUGUGGAAACAGAUAUCAUGUGUUCAAUAAUAAUCAGCCUGAAGACCGAACACAGGUGACUGAUCUACUGCAGAAGAUAGACGACAUGCUGAAAGAGAACGGAGCGAGUUUCUACUCAUGUAAGAUGUUCAGAGAGAUGGAGAGAGAGAAACAAGAACUACAGAUCAAGAUCCUAAUGGACAGAGUCCGAGAAAGAGAGGAGGAGAUUGAGAAACUGAACAGAGAAAGAGAGCAAGAGAUGGAGAAACUGAACAGAGAAAGAGAGCAAGAGAUGGAGAAACUGAACAGAGAAAGAGAGCAAGAGAUGGAGAAACUGAACAGAGAAAGAGAGCAGGAGGUGGAGAAACUGAACAGAGAAAGAGAGGAGGAGAUGGAGAAACUGAAGAGAGAAAGAGAG
Carassius auratus (goldfish) is the source of this 1221-nucleotide messenger RNA. Its product is annotated as GTPase IMAP family member 4-like. NCBI's taxonomy places the organism in Eukaryota, Metazoa, Chordata, Actinopteri, Cypriniformes, Cyprinidae. The annotation marks the transcript as partial. The transcript is spliced from 4 exons. Gene Ontology annotation, molecular function: GTP binding. The record is from RefSeq and is a predicted model, not a curated record.